This is a messenger RNA of Erigeron canadensis, 1639 nucleotides long. RefSeq names its product mannose-6-phosphate isomerase 1-like. The transcript has 5 exons. Gene Ontology annotation, molecular function: zinc ion binding; mannose-6-phosphate isomerase activity. NCBI's taxonomy places the organism in Eukaryota, Viridiplantae, Streptophyta, Magnoliopsida, Asterales, Asteraceae. Bases 187 to 1503 code for a protein of 438 amino acids. Gene Ontology annotation, biological process: carbohydrate metabolic process; GDP-mannose biosynthetic process. The record is from RefSeq and is a predicted model, not a curated record. Gene Ontology annotation, cellular component: cytosol.
UUCAAACUGCAAUAAAAUGCCACCGUCAUUCCUACCACUUUUCCCUCUCUCUACUUCUCUUUAAAAAGCGGUUACAUUCCAUAAUUCCCAUUUCCAAUUUUAUAUCCUUUUUUUCAUCCUCAUUGCACAUCAUCAUAUAUACAUAUAGAUACAUCUUUGAAAACUAUAAGGGGUGUGAUUAUAUACAUGGAGGCUGUUGCAAUUAACGGAAUGAAUGACAAGAAACAAGAAACAAAGAUUGUGAAACUGAAAUGUUCCGUACAGAAUUACGACUGGGGUCGAAUUGGGCACGAUUCUCGUGUGGCGAGGCUGUUCGACAAAAACAGUUGUGGGGAUGGUCAGAUUGAUGAAAAGAAACAUUAUGCAGAGUUUUGGAUUGGAACUCAUGUUUCCGGGCCUUCUUUUGUACAACAAAAAGGGCAAAAUGGGAAUUGUGAUGAGAAUAAUGUAAGUCUGAAAUCUUGGAUAAUGCAAAAUCCUAAGGUUUUGGGGGAUGUUGUUGUUGAUAAGUGGGGACUUGAUCUUCCUUUCUUGCUUAAGGUUCUUUCAGUUGGACGAUCAUUAUCUAUACAAGCCCAUCCGGAUAAGGAACUGGCCGGUUUCCUUCAUAAGCUGCAACCAAAUGUGUAUAAAGAUGCAAACCACAAGCCUGAAAUGGCGUUGGCCUUAACAGAGUUUGAGGCCUUAUGCGGCUUUAUUAGUGCUGAGGAGCUUGAUGUAGUGCUUGAAAAUGUUCCCGAGAUCAAGGAAGUGGUUGGCAAUGCAUGCGCAGACCAAAUCUCAGCUUUGGACAAGCACAAUGGGGAGGCCAAAGAAGAGCGAUUUCUUCGUGCAAUAUUCACUGAACUCAUGUCAGCUAACCGAGAAGUGAUUUCUGAAGCACUUUCCAAAUUAAUUAAGCGUUUAAAUAGAGAAAAGGAGACAAGGCAAUUAACUAGCAAGGAAGAACUAGUGCUGAAACUUGAAAAGCAGUACCCCAAUGAUGUUGGGGUCUUUGCUGCCCUCCUUCUUAAUCAAGUAAAACUCGAACCAGGUGAUGGUUUAUAUAUAGGAGCAAAUGAACCUCAUGCAUAUCUAAAGGGCGAGUGUAUCGAGUGCAUGGCAGCUUCAGAUAAUGUUGUGCGUGCCGGCCUUACUCCAAAAUACAUGGAUGUCAAAAUCCUUUGUUCCAUGCUCACAUAUAAGCAGGGAUUACCUGAAAUUUUGAAAGGGGUUCCUAUGAAUCCAUAUGUAAGAAGAUACACACCGCCUUUUGAGGAAUUUGAAGUUGACCGUUGUAUGCUGGACCAAGGUGGGUUGGUUGUACUUCCUGCACUUCCUGGUCCGUCGGUUUUUGUGGUUAUAUCAGGAGAAGGGUCAAUGCACACAGAGUUGAGCGAGGAUAGAGUGUCGGAAGGGGAUGCUUUGUUUGCACCUGCUGGGACCGAGAUACGUGUAAGUACAAACACAGAGUUGCAUUUAUACAGAGCCGGAGUGAACAACAAGGUCCUUAUGAACCCAUGAGAGGAUGAAUAGGUGUUUUUUUUUUAAUAUCUAUGUAUAGUUAUGGUCAUGUUUUGUAUCAGUAAUCUGCUGCGUAUCUGAUCCAAUAAUCAUACACAACAAUAAACUACAUAAUAAUAGUUUUUUGCUUUCAUUA